This is a messenger RNA of Thamnophis sirtalis, 715 nucleotides long. The record is from RefSeq and is a predicted model, not a curated record. Lineage: Eukaryota; Metazoa; Chordata; Lepidosauria; Squamata; Natricidae.
AAUGGCCACCAAAUUAAUACGUCUCAUUAAUGACAAGAAGAAAGCAGCAGAGCAGAUCGGGGGCGUCCCCAGGCGGCUGGGUCAGGACGUGGAGAUGGAGGAAGUGAUCGAACAACUUCAGGAGAAAGUCCGGGACUUAGAAAAACAGAACGAAAUGAUACGCAACCGGCUGAUUUCGACCAAACAGCAACUUCAGCUUCGAGGCCAAAGACACACGCCCUACAAUUACGUCCAGGCACGGGUGAACACGGGACUCAAGAAGGCAGCGGAAGGUUUGAGAGCCCACGAGGCCACCAAGAAAGGUAUUGGAUUGAGCUUCACAGUGCUCUACAGUACUCCCUCUGCUAAGGGGCAAAAUCCAACAUUAGAAAUUGCGGCGAUGUUCAUGGAAGGAACCCAGGAGAACGAUGUCGAUGUGGCCGACCUCAGUGAGGCUCUCGCGCUCCUCAAGGAAUUAAGAAGCUGCAAAGAAAUUGUUUUCAAGGUUACAGAUUCCAAGAUCAAAUAUGCAUGCGUUGGUUGCUUUAGUUCCCCCCCCCCCCAAAAAAAAGGUCUAACUGUGAUUUUUCUCUUUUUGGGGGAAAAAAAAAUCAAAAUUGCUUUUUGGAGGCUCAGCAUUCGAGACAACGUAGAGAUGAUCAAGCUUCACAAGCAGCUGAUGGAGAAAACCAGCGAAUUUGCAAUGGUGGAAGAAAAAUUGCUUCAACUUCAGGAG